Eucalyptus grandis is the source of this 2155-nucleotide messenger RNA. RefSeq names its product splicing factor YJU2-like. Gene Ontology annotation, biological process: mRNA splicing, via spliceosome. Gene Ontology annotation, cellular component: U2-type catalytic step 1 spliceosome. NCBI's taxonomy places the organism in Eukaryota, Viridiplantae, Streptophyta, Magnoliopsida, Myrtales, Myrtaceae. The record is from RefSeq and is a predicted model, not a curated record. The coding region runs from base 259 to 897 and encodes 212 amino acids. The transcript has a single exon.
ACUUUAGCACUGUCUGUUGGUUUUCGUUUCCUCCUUUUUCUCCUGCUCUUCAGUUUGUUUCGGAUAGUUUCGUGGGGUUUAAGGUUUGAUCCGGGCAUAGAACCCUAAUCGAGAAAUCAAGGUAGUGAAAUCAGUUCGCCCGUUUUCCUUAGAAAUCAAUUUUUCAGAGAGAGAGAGAGAGAGAGAGAGGGGCAGCGAUUUUGUGGCAUCGUCGUAUUUGCGUUCUUCGUCUUGGUUUGGAGUUGAGAGAAGAAGAAGAUGGGAGAACGAAAGGUGUUGAACAGAUAUUACCCCCUGGGUUUCGACCCCUCGGAGCUGCCUAGGUUUGGGACGCCCAAGAGUCAGCAGAUUAAGGUUCGGAUGAUGCUUUCGACGAGCAUCCGAUGCAACGUCUGCGGGAAUUACAUCUACAAGGGGACCAAGUUCAAUUCCAGGAAGGAGGUCGUCAUAAACGAGAUGUAUUUUGGGGUUCAGAUAUUCAGAUUUUACUUCAAAUGCACCAAGUGCUCUGCUGAGCCCACGAUCAAAACCGAUCUGCAGAAUUCAGAUUAUGUUGUGGAGUUUGGGGUGAUGAGAAAUUUUGAGCCCUGGUGUAAGCAGGAUGAGGUGGUGGAGAAUGAGAAAAGGAGGAGGGAGGCUGAAGAGAUGGGUAUUGCGAUGAAGUCCUUGGAAAAUAAGACACAUGAUAGCAAGAGAGAGAUGGAUAUUCUUGCCGGACUUGAUGAAUUUGAAUCAAUGAAGUCUAGACAUGCAACUGUGGAUGUGGAUGCAACAAAGGAAAAGAAGCUGGUGGAAAAGGAUGAAGUGCUUCUCAAAUCAAUCGUAUUUCAUACAUCCAAAGAUUUUGUCUGUAGGAUUGAGGAUGAAGAUUCUAAGGACAAGAAAGAUUUGACAUGACCUUCUACUAGAUAUGACGAAUCAAUGAGCAAUACUCUCAAAAAGAGAAAACUUUCUGAGAAAUAUUCAGACAAGCCGAUAGAUUUAUUGAGAACAGCUACUUCCUCUGUGCCAAUUGUCGUGGAAAAGAAAGUUGCUCCAAGUGUGACAUUGGUAUAGGCAAAUUUUUCAAAACUAUGGAAGUGGUGAUGUUGAUCAUUGAACUAUGAUUUAGCUGCAAAUGGUAUUAUUCAAUUUCUCGCUGUAUUAGGAGAAAACUUUUUGAUUCUAUCUCAAUUGUAAUUUCUGAUUGAAGGGAAAUACAUGUGAAGUAUUUUUUUUUUUUACUGAAAUUUUUUUUUUGUCCAAUCCAAAAGCUUUAGCCAUUAGAUGAUUGCAUAGUUUAAUAUCUAAAUAUAUCAACACUUCUCCUUACACAUAGUAUGGACUUAGGCCUCAUUGGGGAGGCAAAUAAGGGGUUUGGAAAGAUUUGAACCUGCUUUGAUAUUAAGUAGAAAGUCUAAACCAAAAGUCUGAAUUGUUAAAUGAAGACUAAUAUUUAAAUAUUCUAACAACAUGGAUGCGAAAAUGCAAAGAUGUUCCAAUGAUUUGAGCAUAAAAGCCAAAAAUCCGUUGAUAGUAAAUUCUAAAGCAAUGAAUUUGAGUUCGUGCUGGAGCUGGAUGCAUCAAAUAAACGCAUCUGAGGAAGAGCGCAACUAAUUUCUUAUAGCUCAGGGUAAAGAACUGAGAAAAUGAUAUUUUGAUUUCCCCGGUCCUAUGAAAAGUUCUAGUCUCAUCUAGAGUUUGAGAGGUUUUUUGACUGGAUAAAUAAGUUGGUAUUUUUCUCUAAUUGUCAACAUCAAACACUUCUUUUAAAGUGUUCAGCUCAACUGGUUUUGCGUUAUGUCAUUUAUAGAUGGAAGUAGAGCUGGGGACUUUUGGCGUGUUUAUACAACUGAAUGGUACUGUUGCACAAUGUUACUUGCCUUACAGACUGUAUUGUUGCACACUGUAACUUGGCUUACAGACCCUUUCAGUCUGUUGUAUUGUGGUACCCCAUUCCAAUUGUGGUACCCCAUUCCACCUUACAGACUGUAUUGUUGCACACUGUAACUUGGCUUACUGACCCUUUCAGUCUGUUGUAUUGUGGUACCACAUUCCACCAUCUCUCUCUCUCUCUCUCUCUCUCUCUCUCUCUCUCUCUCUCUGAGUAUGGUGAUCAUGGCCAUACCAGGAGGUUUUGCCUCUGCGCAUGCUGAUGAUGCAAUUCUGGCUUGUG